AUGUACCUGAAAACGUUUAAUUUUAUUAUAGAAAACAGAGAAUUGAAUUUCCGUUCCGGCUCAACUGCUACGGUUGCAGUUUUGAGAAAUGGUGAAGAAUUAAUUGUAGCCAGCGCUGGGGAUAGCCGAGCUAUUUUAUGCAGCGAAGGGAAGGCGCACUUGCUAACCAACGACCAUACUCCAUCGUCAACUGAUGAAAAAAAUCGAGUGCUUGCCAGUGGUGGCUCAGUGGAAAUUGACGGUGAAAUGACUCCAAGGGUGAAUGGUCGUUUAGCAAUGACGAGAUGUUUUGGAAACUUUGAUCUGAAACCUUUUGGUGUUAUUGCCAUUCCUGAGAUACAAACUCUUGAAGUAGAUCAGGACAAAGACAAUUUUCUAGCCCUGAUAACCGAUGGUGUUUCUGCGGUAAUGAACACCGAUCAAACCGUCAGUAUUCUGAGUAGUUCGUUAGAGCCAGAGGAGUCUGUCGAGACACUUACAACGUGUGCGGUACAGUUUGGCUCUGAGGACGAUAUCACUGCGAUACUUUUGCCAUUCAGGUCGUUUGGGAUGAGAUCUGAUAACGAGCAAGAUUUUAACUUUUUAACGAGUUUUAGAAAUGGUUUAACAAAAUAUGUGUAAAUAAAAAUAUUUAAAAGAAAUUAUUUUAAAACUUCACAGUUGUUUGUUAUCUGUUCUUAUUUGUUCUUUGUGAAGCCUUCAUCAACUCUGUUUUCUUGACCUUUCGAUAGACGCCUCAGAAAUGCAAGUAUAGAGUCUUGUUGUUGUGAUUGAGAUGGUAGGCUUUGACUAAUGUAACAUACACAAAAACGAUGCUCUAAGGGCCUGUUCAUAUGAGCCGGGCUCUAUGGCUGGGCUAGCCCGGUAACCAGACCUUCCGUCAAUAAAAAUAGCAUUUUUCAAAAUUAAACGAAUAUAGGGCUUGCGGGCUAGCUCGCCUCAUGUGAAACAAAUAACAACUUGGCACGGCAAGCAAGCUAGCCCGGUUUAACAGGCCAGCCUGGCUCAUAUGAACAGGCCUAAAGCCAAAUUUCUCGGUCCAAGUGAAAAACUGGGCAAAUCUCAGCUCCAUUUCAGUGAUUUCACCUCUUUUACUCUCCAUUUGUAGGGGCCCUGACCACAAAAAGAGAAAAAUCUUAGUGCUUGAAUUAAACAAGUAGAAAUAAUUUCUACUUGUUUAAUUCAAGUACUAAAAUGUUUGCAGGGGCAUAGGAACCGGGGGGGUGGCACGGGGGGCAUGUGCCCCCCAAAUUUUUUCAAAGGACUAAAAGUGCCCUUUUUGUACAAGCUAAUGUCGCUGUAAAUAAUAAAUUAACAUCAAAGGUGCCCUUUUUGUUUGGAAAUUUCCAAGUUUUUAAAAAAUUUGGUCACGUGCAAUUUCGGCAUGGUACGACGGGAACAUUUCUCCGUCGCCAACAUUUCCGGGAAAAUUUUUUAGGUGCCCUUUUCGAUACCCUAAAGUGCCCCUAGAAGCCGGUGCCCCCCAAUCUUUUGAUGCUUCCUACGCCCCUGAAUGUUUGUCUAGAGGGUGGAUUUCACUACAAAAUCUUCUGUUUGGGUAUCCUAUUUGUGACGUCACAACUCAGAUUACACGUUUAUUGUCACAGAAUUAGUUUGAAAAUAACAAAAUUUGAUGACUUACGUGAAGGAGCCAUGUAAUUUACGUAAAUCUAUUCCCGAAAAAACUUAAAACAUGUUUUUGGUGUGUUUUUUUUUUGCAAAUACUUUACUUCUGCAAAAUAUUGUGCGCAUGGGACGCUCAUUACCCACUCCACGAAACAAUACAGAACUAAUGAUGCGCGCAAAAUAGCACAGAAUCAAGACAAAACGUUUGAAUAAAUUACAAAGAUUUCAAUGCUUUCUAUCGAGCUUUUUAUUUUGAACAAAUUAGCAAUUUUGCAAUCAUGGUCAUUAAAUAUUCAGAUGACAGUUGAUCACCUGACAUAAUUCUCGAAAUCCGAUUGGCUGGUGGGAUAUUUUCGCGAGUUUUGAUUGGUUAAUCGAUCUUCAAAUCAGCAGGUUUUGGCGCACUUUUGACGUUUGACAAGCAUUCUUCGUUUACUCUUUCGUUUCGCUGACGCAUCACUGUAGAAGACACAAAUUUUUAAAAUGGUUAGUAAAAAUAAUCCUUUGCAUCCGUCGAUUUAUACGCCUCUAAACUCGAUUCUUUUACUAAAUAUAUAUUAACUGAUAACCUAUGAACGUUAUUUUGUAUAUUUGUAGUUGUAUUCUUGUCGAAAUCUGUAUAUUUUUGUGAUUUUGUAGGCUGGAGGUAAAGCAGGAAAGGACUCGAAAACAAAGGCCAAAGCCGUAUCGCGAUCGGCCCGUGCUGGCUUACAGGUAUAUAUUUCGAGCUUCUCUUCUGCUUUAUAAUCGAUACAAGUCCAUUUCAUCCUAAGCCGUUUGUGUAUAGCAAAGAUAAUGUAAGAUUUUUUUCGUAUUUUUAUAGUUUCCCGUCGGUCGUAUACACAGACAUUUGAAGAACCGUACGACAAGUCAUGGACGUGUCGGAGCGACUGCCGCUGUAUAUAGUGCUGCUAUUUUAGAGUAUCUUACAGCAGAGGUAAAAUAAACCUUUAAAAACCUUAAAAUUUAUUGAAUUUUGGGCACAAAUGGGCUGUCACUGUCGGUUGUAGUUUUAGCAAGCCGGCUGGGCUUAUUGUUUUGUCAAAUUUGGCGCCCUGCCUAUAGAAAUGCAAUUUUGAAGCGCGGUAGUCUAAAUUUUGUAAUAUAGAAAGGUCCUUUGCUUGAAUUUAGCUAAAAUGGGCUUAUUCAAAGUGGUUGUGCAGAGGCCGGCUUGUCGUUUUGAAAUUUUCCCGCCUCAAUUUCCCUCCUUUUUGUGUCCGCCAUUCAUAAAACAUGGCUGCCGCGUCCUUGAAAUUACAAUCCUUGCAUUCAAAGCAAAAUGCGAUAGAUUCGUUGAAAUAUACAAAACACAAAAGGGGAAUUGAGGGAAUGUCUUGUAGUGAAGGAUUUUCACAUGAAUUGAGGGAUAUGGAAUAAACAUUAGUGAUUUUACUCACUAGUAUGCCAAGAGCAAGUUCAAACAUCUCAAUCAGAUAGAUCUGCAGGGCAACAAUGACAAAAAUAAUAAAACAGCAAAAUUCAGUUGCGAGAAACGACAUGAGAGCAUUUCGCUUGCUAAUAUGCAUGUAGCCCAGACUGUAAAGUUUGGCCUGUGCAGGGAAAGCGUUCCCAGCGCAGAAAUUUUAGCUGAAUUUCUGUCUGUGCAUUUUCAAGAAAAUCCUACAAAAUCUGCAUAUUUCUGAUGAACUAAUGAUAUAUUUUGUCUCAUAUGUGUUGGGCCUUGCGAGAGAAAACUCUGAAAAUGCCUUUUCAGACCAACUAGAGACUCCAAAUUUUCGAAAUUUUCUCAAAGUUCUGCCUUCAUUUCCGUGCAUCUGCCAUUUACAACGGAAAGUUCCCCGCACAAAAAUAAUACUUUACAGUCUGGCAUGUUGCUUGUAUAAUUAUUAUCAUAGCCAAGAUUGAGAGAUCGGCAAAAUGCAUGUGCAAGGUAGAUUUCUGCCUGCCAUACUUAACAGGAUGGCUUUGAAUACUUCUGUGUGAGCUGUCGUGUUUUUUUUUGUGUGCAUCUAAUGACCAAUAUGUUCAUUGGAUGCAUACAAAAAGCUUUACAAUAUUGAUACUGAACAUUUGCAAAUAUAUGUAUUAUCUCGAAUCAAAACUGCACAGCCGAGAUAUCUGUUGCAUGAUAAAGACUUUCCACAGACAAACUGCACAACGUUUCUUUGACAGGUCCUCGAGUUGGCAGGAAAUGCGUCAAAAGAUCUCAAAGUAAAACGUAUCACACCUCGCCAUUUGCAACUAGCUAUCCGUGGUGACGAAGAACUCGAUUCGCUUAUCAAAGCAACAAUUGCCGGGGGUGGUAAGUUACCUAUCUAUUUGAUUGUCAGUAUUGGUACCUUGGUGUAUUUCUGGUUGGUCAACUGACCCUACGUCCCCCACAGAAUAUAUUAUAGGGAAAGGCACUGUUGCAUACUAUGUUUCACAAAAAAACAGGCACACCUAUAUCAAUCAUGCUUGGACGUGUCCUUGAUGAACAAACAACUAGAGUGAGGUAGUUUAUACCAAAAACCGAGUGAACUUUUUUUUUUUAAUACGUUUGAAAAUCGAAACUACAGUAAAAAAAGAUGCAAGACAUUACUCAGUACUCACACAAAAUAUUAAACAUUUUUGAAGACGUUAUCAAAUUUCAAACAUUCGAUUAAUUUGCAACAAACUCGUAUAGGUAUGGUUCGAUUUUAGUAAAAUACCGAUUUUUGUUUGCGUUUUUUUCUCGGUUUUUCUCCAAAAGUAACAUCGAGUAUUUCGGUUUUCAAAAACAUCUUUUUUUCGGUUUACCGAAAAACCGCCUCGCUCUACAAACAACUACAAGCUAUUUGGUAUUUGGAAUGGGUCAUUCCAGAAAACAUCCAUAUCUCCCCCACAGAGGAAAUUGGAAGUUACCUUACCCCCUUCGGCAUAGGCGUACGGGAAGGAAAAAAUUAGGGGGGCCUAGAAAGAAAUUUGCCCGACUUUUUCUGAUUGUGCCAGACAAGUGCCGAAAAACUUUUUUCCUGGAACAAUUUAUUUUCGCCACCUAUCCCCCCCUCCCCCCCCCUCCUCUGUCACCAAAAAAAUUUCGGUCAGUGUACCAUUUUAGGGGUCCAAAAAUUUUUCAACAAAAAACUUGUUUUUUUGACUACUUUUUGCCCGACUUUUGUUGAAUAUUUGCCCGACUUUUCGACUCGCCUCGGGGUAGCUGCUUGCCCUGCCCCCGUCCCGUACGCCUAUGCCCUUUGGGUCAGCUACUUGUCAAGGGGAAGGCACUCGUUGUUCAAUGGAUUAAUUUUGUGACGCAACUAUUUUUCAGGUGUUAUUCCACAUAUCCACAAGAGUUUGAUCGGCAAGAAGGGCACAGCAAAGCCACAAUAG
Molecule: messenger RNA, 4938 nt
Organism: Paramuricea clavata
Lineage: Eukaryota; Metazoa; Cnidaria; Anthozoa; Malacalcyonacea; Plexauridae
Source: the annotation of a GenBank genome assembly